UAAGAGGUUCCCCCUCAAACCGACUCAACGCAAUCAGUUCGAGCCAUGGGAUCGUCAAGUUGGUUCUGUUUCGUAUUACCGUGCCUUCAACCGGUGCACGGUCACAACAUUCUCUUUCUGCAGACGACUCCGUCCCGGAGCCAUCACAUCUGGAACCGGCAAAUAUCCAACCGACUGUUCAAGACACAACCUGACGAUAUUGACGUUUGAACGCGGAUGAGCUUUCUGUACGUGGACAACUUUUACGGAUGCUUUGGGGGCAUUCCGAAGAACGUUCUGGUGAGCAAGUGGAUUCCACAAGUGCCCUACUUGCGGAUCCUCGUACGAAGCUUCUGAUAGGUCACGGGGGAUUGCUGGGGCUGUAAGAGGCGUCCUGAUUUGGAGUUCCGAUGGUUUGGAUUCCGCCCGUUGCCGAUCAGUACCAGAAUGUGGACAAACUGGUUCGAGCCGGAGUGGGAAUCCGAAUGCUACCUAGCGAAGUUCGUGAAGAUUCGUUGAGGAAGGCAGUGGUGGUGGUGCUGACGAACGAAAGCUACCACCAACGAGCCGUAACUCGCUCAAAGCAGUUCCGAAACCAGCCUCAACCACCACUGGAUUGGGCACUGUUCUGGAUCGAACAGGUCCUGGAGCACAAAGGUCUCCAGCAUCUACGUUCACCGCCAACACCUUUGUACCAGCAGUACGGUCUAGCCGUGGCAGUGGCGCCGUUCGUUAUCUUGGCGCUUUGACGCACUUGAUGUUAUCUCUGGCUUGUAUACCAAUAAAAGAUGCUAAUUAGAAAGUUCAA
This is a messenger RNA of Culex pipiens pallens (northern house mosquito), 787 nucleotides long. RefSeq names its product UDP-glucosyltransferase 2-like. Bases 390 to 728 code for a protein of 112 amino acids. The record is from RefSeq and is a predicted model, not a curated record. The transcript is spliced from 2 exons. Lineage: Eukaryota; Metazoa; Arthropoda; Insecta; Diptera; Culicidae. Gene Ontology annotation, molecular function: UDP-glycosyltransferase activity.